Cladophialophora immunda is the source of this 1319-nucleotide messenger RNA. Its product is annotated as chlorophyll synthesis pathway protein BchC. The transcript is spliced from 4 exons. Gene Ontology annotation, molecular function: (R,R)-butanediol dehydrogenase activity. The coding region runs from base 1 to 1074 and encodes 357 amino acids. NCBI's taxonomy places the organism in Eukaryota, Fungi, Ascomycota, Eurotiomycetes, Chaetothyriales, Herpotrichiellaceae. The record is from RefSeq and is a predicted model, not a curated record. Gene Ontology annotation, cellular component: cytoplasm. Gene Ontology annotation, biological process: butanediol biosynthetic process.
AUGUCGUCCAUGAGAGCCGCCCGCUUCUACGGCAACAGGGACAUUCGCGUCGAGGACGUCCCCGUCCCGGAACCGGGUCCAGGCGAAUGCCUUGUGGAAGUUGAGUGGUGUGGGAUCUGCGGGAGCGAUCUGCACGAGUAUGCCGCCGGCCCCGUCUUGAUGCGCACAGUCGAUCCAGAGACCGGCAAGCCGCGGCCCAUCAUCUUCGGGCACGAGUUCUGCGGGCGGCUGAAGAGUGUGCCCGCGGGGUCGCCGCUGCAGGUCGGGCAGGCCGUCAUGGUCGACCCGCACUGCAUCUGCCGGACGUGCGUCUGCUGCACGGCCGGCAACGACCACAUCUGCCAGAAGCUGGGCUUCAUCGGCGGCAGCAGCGGCAAGGGCGGCGGGCUCUCCCAGUACGCCACCGUCGAGGAGGCGCACUGCCUCCCGCUGCCGGCCAACGUGAGCCUGGACGACGCCGCCGUCAUCGAGCCGCUGGUCGUCUGCCACCACGCGGCCAAGGCCUCCGGGCUGGCCCUCGAGGGGCUGGACGUGCUGAUCCUCGGCGGGGGCCCCGUGGGCGCCGCCCUCAUCUCGGUCCUGCGCGCCCACCGCGUCGCGCGCAUCAUCCUCAGCGAGCCCACGGCCAAGCGGAAGGAGCAGGCCAAGGACGUCGUCGACAGGGUCAUCGACCCGCGCACCGAGAAGGUCGGGGACGUGUGCCGCGAGCUGACCGCCGGCAAGGGCGUGGAUGUCGUCUUCGACUGUGCCGGCGUGCAGCCCGCGCUGGAGGCGGGCUUUGACGCCCUCAAGUCCAUGGGGACCUUUGUCAAUGUCGCCGUGUGGGAGAAGCCGAUCCAAAUCCAAUUCCUGCCCUUCUUCUUCAAGGAGAUCAAGGUCAUGAGCUCGUGCUGCUACAACGAGCAGGACUUUAAGGAGGUCAUGGAGUUGAUGGCCAAAGGCUCAUUCGAGGGCUACGAGAAAAUGGUCACCAGCCGCAUCUCCCUGGAAGACACCGGCCCCAAGGGCUUCGAGGAGCUGGUCAACAACAAGGACGACCAGAUCAAGAUCCUGAUCUCGCCCAAGAUCAGAUGAGUUUUUUGGAGCCCCCUAGGCCCAUUAGGCCAGAGUCUGGAGCACUGGGUCCUGGCUCCUGGCUCCUGGCUCCUGACUCCUGGGCCUUGGGACUUGGUCAUUUGGUUAUAACUUAUACUAUACCACAUUAUAUUAUAUCAUCUCGACACGAGUACCUCGUCCAAGUCAGAUUCAGAUGGGGGAACUGAGAAAGCUUGCGGUAACAUAGCAUAGCAAUCGCAAUCGCAAUGGCAUAGCAUGCGUGA